AUGCCGGCCACAGAGGGUGCACCUGAUGCUGCAGAUGGAGCUGCUGCUGCGGCAAGCAAGCCGAAACGCGUACGGACUGGCUGUUUGACUUGCAGAGAACGCCACUUGAAGUGUGAUGAAGGUCUGCCAAACUGCCAAAAUUGUCGAAAGUCAAGUCGAGUUUGUAAGAGGGGCGUACGUCUGAACUUUAUUGAUACGACUGUUAAGAACCCGCCAAUAAUUCCACCGACAGCAGACUGGAACGUAAAUUUUCAAGAUGAGUCUCGAGAGAUUGCGUCCGAAUAUCGAGGCGGCCUGCAGCGGUAUGCCCACCUCGACCAGAUUAUAACACCCCCUCGAGAGACCCCGUUAGAAUUCGCCGUACGGCCCAUGGCCCACGAUCCACUCAUGCCUGAAAAUAGCAACUCGUUGCCUCCUAUACAAUCCAGCGGGCCAUACUCAGAUCACGGAAUGGGAGCCAAGAGCGAACACCUCCAUUCAAGACAAGACGGUCGUCACCAUUCGCACACUGGUAGUGAUGGAUCCUUCCUAACCGCACCUCCUACGUCUUAUAGCAACCCCGAACAAGCCCUGGCUCUACCCCCAACUCCACCGAGCGAGAGACCCCAAUACCUGACGUCUGCUGAAGAAGUCUUGUUUAUGCAAGUUUUUGUGGAAGAAGUGGGAUUGUGGAUGGACAGUAUGGAUCCUCACAAGCAUUUCUCCAGGUUGCUACCAUUCCACUCUCUGCAUGAGCCAAUGCUGCUCAACGCCUUCCUGGCCUGUGGAGCUCGUCACUUGACACUAGUCAACCCGAUGUAUCACGAGGACAAAGCGUUGUAUUACUACGAUACGGCAACCACCCAAUUGUUACGCUCGCUACAAAAUCCCGACCGAGACACUGUUGUUUGUGCGACCACGGCGGUCAUUCUCAACGUGUACGAGAUUAUGUCAGAGAGAGCAAUGCAACGUAUGAAUCACAUUGCAGGUGCUCGGGCUUUGAUCAAAGAGUGCGGCUGGAAUGCGAAGAGUACAGGAAUAGGGGCUGCUUGCUUUUGGUUGAAUGUUGGGAUGGAGCUGUUGAGCUGUCUCCAUUUCAAUUGGCAAGUUGCAUGGGAUCCUGACCAGUGGGGACUUGAUAUGGACUUCCACCAAGAGUCGGAAACUGGGAAAGAGGAGUUAUGGGUUUAUCGAAUCCUGUAUAUUGUGGGAAAGAUUGCCAAUUUCCGGGCUUCGAUUCCACGAUUCCAGGAGGCUUCUCCCCACGACGAACAGAUUCGGCUUCAAUCCAGGUUCCAGGAGUGGCAGAGAUUGAAAAACUUGUGUGACAGCUGGAAUGACAGGAUUCCGAGGACUAUGCAUCCACUAGGGUAUCUGCAUCCUUCUCAGACUAGCUCGAAGUCCGCCUUCCCAGAAGUUUGGCUCAUAAAACGUGCCACAAUUACUGGCCGGCUGUUUUAUCAUACUUCGAUGUGUCUCCUGGCACAGAUUCACCCUCUUUUGUCCAAGGAUAGUGAAGAGUUGAGCAGCAUGUACUUGCACCAUGCUCAUAUGGUUUGUGGAAUCACCGCACAUGUCAAGGAUCGAGGAGUCGCCAGCGUUGCGAUUCGAUCUCUGGCAAUCGCUGGAGAUGGCCUUGUCGACCGACGGGAGCAGGAAGAGAUUCUGGAGAUUUUCAAUAAGAUCCAGAAGGAAACAGGUUGGAGGAUUGCAGCCCUGACGAAGGAGCUGAAGUCGAAAUGGCGCUGGGCAGAUGAUGUUCAACCCCAGAGGAUGGCUCCGCAGAAUUCCCUCGCCCAGUUCUUCCCGACGACAACCCAAGCGCCUGCUACGAAUCUUCCUCCGGCGCCACCUCAGCCUCGGACCGUUCCUAGCGGCAUUUUGAAUCCGAUCCUGUCCAAGGCCGAUUUUUCACUGCCAAAUCACCCGUAUCAGAGCCAUUAUCAGCCGCCAAACCAGCAACAUCAUCACUCUAGCCACAUUAACUUCAUGUGA
Molecule: messenger RNA, 1974 nt
Organism: Hyaloscypha bicolor E
Lineage: Eukaryota; Fungi; Ascomycota; Leotiomycetes; Helotiales; Hyaloscyphaceae
Exons: 3
Coding region: 1-1974 (657 amino acids)
Biological process (GO): positive regulation of transcription by RNA polymerase II
Cellular component (GO): nucleus
Molecular function (GO): DNA-binding transcription factor activity, RNA polymerase II-specific; transcription cis-regulatory region binding; zinc ion binding
Source: RefSeq, a predicted model, not a curated record